Molecule: messenger RNA, 1386 nt
Organism: Seminavis robusta
Lineage: Eukaryota; Bacillariophyta; Bacillariophyceae; Naviculales; Naviculaceae
Source: the annotation of a GenBank genome assembly
AUGAUGGUUUUUAUUGGCGUUGUGUUGGUUCUGUCGGGUGCUCUUUUCUGGUUCUUCUCUUCCAAAAACAAGAAAAACUUGGUUCCCAUGGCUCCCACGACGUUUUUAGAGUGCGCCCGAGAAUUUGGCGGCCCGGAUGGUCCCAUGUGGCUGCAUCACCUGGCCACCACCAUGGGACGAAACACCUUUCGCGUCCCCAUGCCUCUGUCCAUGACAGGAGCUUAUGUGGUGGGAGAUGGGGCUCUCGCACGAGAAAUUUACAACGAUAAUUUGACGGAUAAGCCAUGGUGGCUCAUGUCCGUUUUGACCAAUUUGACGGGAGGCAAGGGAACGGCUGGAAUUCGAACGCAUCAUGACCCCUACGUCCGACAUAUGCGAAAGGGAAUGGCUCCCGCCUUUUCCAAAAGGGAAGUGGACCGAAUGAAUCGGAUUGCCAGCAGACUUGGCGACGACUUUCUGGGACGACUCAAAGAACUAUCGAAUCAAGGCAAAUCCUUCGACCCAAGCAUGGAGUGCAACCGGGUGGUCUUUAUGGCCAUCCUCGAAGCUGGCUUUGAAUAUAUCCCCACCGAAGAAGAGUACCAGGGUGUCUAUCACCACUUGACGAUCGCCUGCAAUGAAUUUUUCUUGCGUCAGAUUUCCAGUCCCUGGCGGGCACUUUUGGGAAAGAUUCAUCCAGAAGUUCGCCAAGCGCAUGAAAGUGCUUCCUUUAUGCGAGACUUUGCACGAAAAGUUCUGUACAGCUACCGCAAGAAUCCACGCAAGUCCGAGGAAAAGACCAUCAUCCGACUCUUUGAAGAAAUCAUGCCCGAAGGAGAUGAUGAACAAAUUAUUGCUGAAAUUGUGGGUUGGAUCUUGGCGGGUCACGAGACUACUGGCUUCUCCAUCUCCAACACUAUGGUGCUUCUCGCAAAGCACCCGGACAAACAGGAAAAGCUACGGCGAGAACUGCAGGGGUCCGACUCCGCCCCCUAUUUGCAGUACGUUAUCAAAGAAACCACCCGCAUUGUUCCCGUAGUCGCAAUCGCGUCCAUGCGGCUGACGGGUAGAGACUUUCAAUGCAAUGAUGGAUCCAUCAUUCCCGAGGGAGCAGUCUGUAUCAUGACGUAUUAUGGAGCAAACCGAGACGAAGCUGUCUACAAAGAUCCGGAGACGUUCCAUCCAGAGAGAUGGGAACAUGCGUCCAAGGAAAUGAUUCGGAACAGAUAUCCGUUUGCCCUUGGAUCCCGUGACUGUUUGGGCCAAAGGCUUGCGUUAUCCAACAUGGACAACAUCAUUCCCAAACUCAUGUCGUCUUUCAACUUUGAAGUUGUGGAGCCAGGCAAACUGAGCAACAUCUUAACGUUCAAGUAUGUUGGAGCUCAACUCAAGGCCAAGCAAUUGUAG